Raphanus sativus (radish) is the source of this 1076-nucleotide messenger RNA. RefSeq lists its product as uncharacterized. Bases 92 to 862 code for a protein of 256 amino acids. The record is from RefSeq and is a predicted model, not a curated record. Gene Ontology annotation, cellular component: membrane. The transcript is spliced from 6 exons. NCBI's taxonomy places the organism in Eukaryota, Viridiplantae, Streptophyta, Magnoliopsida, Brassicales, Brassicaceae.
GACGUCUCAAACUAUCUCCUUCUCUACCACUUCCCCUUCACCUUUACCAACACAUACACACCACGAGACUACUUCAACUCAUCUUUCUCCAAUGGCUGCCAUUACCGCAUUCUCUGCUCUCUCCAGCCCCAUCUCUCCUCUUACGGCGUCUCCUUUACUCAGUUCCCCUCCAUCUCUCUCCAGAUUCCCAAACGCGUCUCUGUUUCCCUCACUCUAUACCUCUCGCUGGAGAAAGAUCCCGAUGAUCCAGGCGUGUUCUUCUAUUAGAGACGGAGAUGAAACGGUCGAAGAAACAAGAAGUUGUGAUGAUGAGGAGGAGAGUAGAGAGGAGACUCUGAUGUUAUCAGUCUCUCCUCUGCCUCUCUUCCUCGUUGCAGCCCUCCCUGGAGCUGGGACUGUAAGAUCUGUUAUUGGUCCCUUUGUGGAGAUUGUUAAGUCAUUGAACCUCCCUGAUUGGCUUGUUCAUUGGGGUCAUCCUGGGAACAUGGCGGUGGUUCUUUUUGCUAUGGGUGGAUAUGGAACAUACCUAGGCUUCCGGAUUCGUUAUUCAGAUGACAUUGAGGAGAAGGCAAAGGCGAAAGAUCUGCACCCGAAGCUACUAGCAGGAAUGUUUUUCUUUUUUGCCCUUGGAGCCACUGGUGGUAUCACAUCCCUCCUUACCUCAGACAAACCCAUCUUCGAAAGUCCGCACGCUGUUACAGGAUUCAUAGGUCUUGCUCUCUUGACGAUUCAAACAGUCUUACCAACUUUGUUCAAGGAGAAGCCUGAGCUGAGGGGAGUGCACGGGAUCCUGGGGAGUGGGAUAAUGGCGCUUUUCCUAGUCCAUGCUGCUUUCGGACUUCAGCUUGGUCUCAGUUACUGAUAUCCUCCUCCUCCUCCUCUCAUUUGUUUUUUUUAUAUUCUUCUCCAGCUGCAUGUAACGACUUGAGGAGAUUUUAUAUAUAGAGGUCAAAAAGUUUGUAAAAUAAUUUGAACAUUGUUUGACUUUGUUUAUAAUUUGUUUAUGUUUUAUAUAAACUUAAGCUCUUUUUUUUCUGUCAACAUAUAAACUUAUAUACGUCUCAGUAUUUUGGGUU